AAAUAACCGCUAAUAACUGUCUGUAAUGCACAUAACAGAGAAAGCCACCAUGGAAUUGAUCUUUCUUUCGUUGUCUGUGUUAAUCCAAAAACUCAUGAGGACUCUCGUUCCUCUUCACCACCUCGUUUUAAACCCUGAAAUUAACUCUGCAUCUCUUCACCACCUUGAUUCUUCGUCCUCCACCCGACCUUUCCUCUUUGCUGUCCUCCAUGGGUUGUGGAGGUUCGAAACUUGAAGGCGACGACGAUACAGCUCCUCCAGGACUUCGCCCCUUCCGCCGUAGAAUCGAUGAGAUUAGGCAGCGAAGGAGCGGCCGCACCUUAACGAAGGACCCCGGUGCCCUCUCUUCCAAACAGCUUCUCCAUGAUGAAAGCGAAGAAGGUCAUCACCAAGAUCAGACCACGGACGCCACCUAUUGCGAGAUCCGAAAAAGCGUGUCAUCUUCUCCAGCUGAGAACGAAAAUGUAGCCUCCACAAACAAGGACGCGACCACGGAAAAAGAACAGAACAACGAUGAUCACCAUUACCAUCCCAUGGACCCUCCGGAAAGCGAGAUGCGAAUGAGCGUAUCGCCGUCACCUGAUGCGAUGACGGAAGUUCCUCUUCAUUGCAGGACGUCCGCACCGGAAAACGAUCAGAAAAACGACGACAACAACAACAACAACAACAACAAUAAUGUGGAAUCCGAUAGACCGGAUGUAGCGAUGGUUUCACAGGGUAAGGAGGGAGAAGAUGAGGAGAAGGAGGGGAAAAGACAGGAAGAUGAUAGUAGUGGUAGUGGUGAUGAAAAGGAGAGAGAAGGAGAAGGUGACGGAAGCGAGAUCGGCCCUGGAUCCCCUAGUUUCAGUAGAGAAGGUGGUUAUCUCUAUGAGGACGGGCGCGAGAUCGGCCCUGGAUCCCCUAGUUUCAGAGAUUAUUUCCUCUCGGCUAAUAAUGCGGCCGAAAGCGAUUCAGGCGAUGCUGGCAACGGAGAAGAUAUGGGUGUUAAGAUAAAGGAAGAUAAACCACCACGAAGGAAGGAUAGUUCAAGUUCAAAUGAGGGAUCCGUGGACAAAGCAGUGAAGAAAGAAAGCAAAGGAAGGAUGUUUAAAAAUGUUUUACCAAAGGGUAGACAAGGUGCUAAGAAUUUGUGGAAUGUCCGGUCAUGCUAUCAUCCAUCCGCCACCUCAUCUGUUCAUGGAAAAGAUGGGAAAGUUGAUGCAUGAUAAUGAUCACUGUGUAGGAAUAUAGAAAAUUCAUCCUCCCUGCCCUUUUUUCUUUAUAUAUAGUGUUUUUUAUUUUUAUUUUCAUGUUUUCUAUAAUGGGAUUGAGUUAUUUGUUUGGACUGUAAAGCAUGUCAGCAUUCUAUGGGUCUAUCUCUCUCCUAUAAUAGGGACAGAUAUAUCACUUUAUAGGAUGAAUGAUAGAGAAAGACUUAGGCAGGUGCUAGCGGAUGCUACACACUUGGACAGAGAAUAUUAUCAGUUUUUAGUUCUCUUUUCUUUAUCUUCCUACUUGGCUUGAUGCCUUGAUGAGAAAUUCAUUUGCUUUUUUUUAGCGUAGUUGGAGAUGAAAAGUAGUUCACCUUA
Macadamia integrifolia is the source of this 1568-nucleotide messenger RNA. RefSeq lists its product as uncharacterized. The transcript is spliced from 3 exons. The coding region runs from base 210 to 1205 and encodes 331 amino acids. The record is from RefSeq and is a predicted model, not a curated record. Lineage: Eukaryota; Viridiplantae; Streptophyta; Magnoliopsida; Proteales; Proteaceae.